Messenger RNA from Ogataea haglerorum, 2076 nucleotides. RefSeq lists its product as uncharacterized. Gene Ontology annotation, molecular function: alpha-1,2-mannosyltransferase activity. The coding region runs from base 1 to 2076 and encodes 691 amino acids. The record is from RefSeq and is a predicted model, not a curated record. Lineage: Eukaryota; Fungi; Ascomycota; Pichiomycetes; Pichiales; Pichiaceae. The transcript has a single exon. Gene Ontology annotation, biological process: protein N-linked glycosylation. Gene Ontology annotation, cellular component: endoplasmic reticulum membrane.
AUGCCGUCCUUAAUACCAAUACUUAUAUUACUGUGUUCCAGGACUUUGGAGGCAUUUUACGGCAUAAUAUCCGACUGUGACGAGGUGUUCAAUUAUUGGGAACCCUUGAAUCUGAUUACGAGGCUUUUUGGCAAGCAAACCUGGGAGUACUCGCCUGAAUAUGCGAUCAGGUCGUACGCUUAUCUGCUGCCGUUCACCGUGUUUAACAAGCCGCUCAGGAUUCUGGCAACAUUGGUACCAAGCGUGCAGAUUCCACCUUAUUUACAAUUUUAUCUUGUGAGGCUCUCCAUUGCUCUUUUAACAGCGUCCGCGGAGAUACAUCUGGCCAACACUUUAGCGUACAUUUCGCCUGAUCUGUCCAACUGGUUUCUGGUCUUACAAGCAGUCAAUCCGGGUAUGUCCCAUGCUUCCAUAAGUCUUCUUCCCAGCUCGUUCAGCAUGAUUUUGAUGCUUCUAUCCACCGCCUCCAUAGUCAACUACCUGAAAUAUGACAGGUUUAUUCUGAAAAUUCAGAACAGCAUUAAUGAAAAGCUGCGAUCUUUGGUCAAGGCAAAGACCUCAGACUACGACGAAAGUCUUAAGCUACUCAAUCAUAUGUACACGGAAUCCAUUGUCGCCAGAAAGAAGCAUUUCACUAUGGCCAUUCUUUCUGCCGUAAUUGGCGGUCUUCUAGGAUGGCCCUUUUCCCUGGCACUAACCAUUCCUUUCGGCCUCUACGUCGGAGUCACACUGGUUUCAAGAAAGUCUUACUCCCAGUUACUCACAUUUGGUGGACUAGGGUUUGCGGCAGUAUUAUUCAUCUCUAUUGCCAUCCUACAAAUCGAUUCUUUAUUUUACAGAGAAACAAGUUUUGUGCCAUUGAACAUCGUGCUGUACAAUGUGCUAUACUCGGACGAAAAAACGGGACCCAAUAUAUUUGGAACUGAGCCAUUGAUUUACUACAUUCACAAUCUCCUGCUCAACUUCAAUAUUGUGGUGCCUUUGGCUGUUCUGGGAAUUCUGUCUCCAGUCGCAUUUGAGAGAUUCAACCUGAAGCAGAUAAAAACAGUUCAGGCCCCAAUCCUUCUUUGGUGUGCAAUUUUCUUUUUCCAGCCUCACAAAGAGGAACGCUUCCUAUACCCAAUCUAUCCUUUGAUCACAUUGUCCGCCUCAUUUUUCAUUUCACAAAUUACCCAAAUAUUUGGCAAGACGUGCUUCUUCGCUAGAGUCUACACAUUUUUGUGCAGACUGGCCGUGUUCAUGACCAUUUUCACUGUCUCAGUCUUGCGAAUUGUUUCCCUGGUGUCAAACUAUAGCUCACCCUUAGCGGUUUUCCGACGCCUGCCUACAUCAAGCACCAAUGUCACUGAAAAUGUCUGCAUUGGCAGAGAAUGGUAUCACUACCCUUCCUCAUUCUUCUUGCAUUCUAACCAGCGGCUGAGAUUUGUUGAAAGUGGUUUUAGGGGUAUGCUUCCAGGAGACUUUAUAGAGCCAUCUUCCAAUUCUUGGACUGCCCUGUUUAAUUCUACAUCGACAAAGCCCCAGGGAUUCAACAAUGAAAAUCGAUACAAUCCAGAUUUGGUUAUUCCAUUCAGCCAGUGCGAUUACUAUGUUGACCUAGAUAUGCCUGUAAAUCCAGAUGUCGGCGAGGUUCAAGUGUUUGACAAGGCCAAUGCAUUGGGGGAUUGGGAGAUUCUUGUAUGUGAAAAAUUCCUCGACACGGAAAAUAGCUAUGGUGUCGACAAGAUCCUUUAUGUCCCAACUAAGGAGAUUAACCUUUUGAGUGAAUGGUUGGAGUCCUUGUACACGAUAGUGCAAGAUAAUCCUCACGUACAAAACCUUUUGUCGUGGGUAAAAAAGAGAUAUAAGCUCAUCAACGGCUUACUGGGACCCAAAUACGAAGCUUUCAAAAGGCACCCAUACGUACAGAAAGUUUUAAAUCACCAGCAUGUCGUCUUUUUACAAUUGCUAGCAGGGCAACUCAAGCGUUCAAUUAUCAGAAAAGCCUCAAAUAUUCAGAUACCACAGCCGGCAGUCAACUUUCUCAUCGAAGGACAGCUCCGAUACCACCAACUGUGUUUGGGAAAGCACAAGUAA